This is a messenger RNA of Trifolium pratense (red clover), 1576 nucleotides long. RefSeq names its product GDSL esterase/lipase EXL3-like. Gene Ontology annotation, cellular component: extracellular region. The record is from RefSeq and is a predicted model, not a curated record. The transcript is spliced from 5 exons. Lineage: Eukaryota; Viridiplantae; Streptophyta; Magnoliopsida; Fabales; Fabaceae. Gene Ontology annotation, molecular function: hydrolase activity, acting on ester bonds. The coding region runs from base 129 to 1223 and encodes 364 amino acids.
GAUGCAUAUAUACAAUUAUUGUUUCUUUUUUAUUACAAGCAAACAGUUAUUGCUUAACAUCUUAUGCAUAUAUAUAAUCCUACAACAUAAAACAUUAUCAUACACACACACCCUUCUUCUUUAUAGUAAUGUUGAUGAAUCUCACAGCAGGUUCUCCAAUGAAUUGUUCAUUCUUCCUUCGUUUUCUCAUUGUAUUACUUGCUUUAUGCUACAAAACAAUGGGUGUGAUAAAACUACCACCAAAUGUUACGGUUCCAGCAGUGAUAGCAUUUGGAGAUUCAAUAGUUGACUCAGGAAACAACAACAACCUCAAAACUUUGGUCAAAUGCAACUUCCCUCCUUAUGGAAAAGAUUUUCAAGGUGGUGUUCCAAGUGGUCGAUUUUGCAAUGGCAAAAUUCCUUCAGAUAUAAUAGCUGAAGAAUUGGGUAUCAAGGGGUAUGUCCCUGCAUAUUUGGAUCCAAAUCUCAAAUCAAGUGAUCUUCUUACGGGCGUAGGGUUUGCCUCUGGAGCUUCAGGAUACGAUCCUUUGACACCACAAAUUGCGUCAGUGAUACCAUUAUCUGCUCAACUAGACAUGUUCAAAGAAUACAUAGGAAAACUGAAAGGCAUUGUUGGAGAGAAAAGAACAAACUUCAUACUAUCCAACAGUCUUUUUAUUGUGGUGGGAGGCAGUGACGACAUUGCCAACACAUAUUAUGUUGUUCAUGCAAGAUUGCAAUAUGACAUUCCUGCUUAUACAGACCUUAUGUCCAACUCAGCCAUUAAUUUUGUAAAGGAAAUACAUAAACUUGGAGCUCGUAGAAUUGCUGUACUGAGUGCACCACCAAUUGGAUGUGUUCCAUCACAGAGAACUCUUGCAGGAGGGAUUGUAAGAGAAUGUGCAGAAAAGUAUAAUGAUGCUGCAAAAUUAUUUAACUCCAAAAUCUCCAAGGAGCUUGAUUCCUUCAAUCACAACUCACCCAAUAGCAGGAUUGUUUAUAUUGAUGUUUACAACCCUCUACUUGAUAUCAUUCUCAACUAUCAAAAAUAUGGAUACAAAGUUGUGGAUAGAGGUUGUUGUGGCACCGGAAAAUUAGAGGUUGCAGUGUUAUGCAACCCUUUGGAUACUACUUGUUCUAAUGCCUCUGAAUAUGUUUUUUGGGAUAGUUAUCAUCCUACUGAAGGGGUAUACAGACAGCUCGUAACUAUAGUCCUUCAUAAUUAUUUGAACAAAUUGAUAUAAGCUUCAUUAAUUAAGUUUAUUAUAUGAGAAGUGUUAGGAACAUUUUUCUUUAAACAUUAUCUCUAACGCUCACUUUAUAAUUGGGAAAUUUCACAUGGGUCUGAUUACUUUUAAAGUGAGAGAUCCACGUUAAUUUGAAUCAAUAAUAAAGUGAGUGUUAUACUGAAUGUUGAAAAGAGUCUUUCUAAUCCUUCUCUUAUCAUAUUUAUAUUUUAUUCAAAUUUGUAUUUUGAUGAGUUUUGUUGAGUUGUUUGCAUAAUUGUUUAAGUAUCAGUACUUGGAGAAUUCAUAUAUUUUCACAAAUAGGACUGCCCUGCAUCGUUCUCUAUGAAAUGUUUAUUUCUAUUUGGCAA